This is a messenger RNA of Linum tenue, 2904 nucleotides long. The record is from the annotation of a GenBank genome assembly. Lineage: Eukaryota; Viridiplantae; Streptophyta; Magnoliopsida; Malpighiales; Linaceae.
CCCAUUUCUUUACCUAUUCAUCCAAUCUCCAUUUUUCAUGUAGAUACCAAUAAUUAUACUUUUUGUUGGUUACUAAGAAAAAAAAAGGAAAUUUCUCCAGACAUCACAUUUGGCCCUUUGCUCUUUAGCCCAUCAUCCACCCUCCCCACUUAUCCUCUUCACCUGCAGAAGAGAAAGUGAGAGACUUCACCAAGAAAAAAACAGAGAGAGAAAGCUUUGACUCGAAAUCUCUCCUCCUCCGCAUUUCCCAUCUUCCUCCCCACGGCGGGGGAUCUCCGCCAUGGAUCUCACCCCGAAGCAGAGCAUCCCGGCUGCUGAGUCGACUCGCUUCCCCGACGAGGUCCUCGAGCGAGUCCUCACCCUGCUCAAGUCUCCCAAGGACCGCAACGCCGUUUCCCUAGUCUGCAAGGACUGGUACACCGCCGACAGCUGGUCUCGCCGCCACGUCUUCAUCGGGAACUGCUACUCCGUCUCGCCGGAGAUCGUCGCCCGCCGGUUCCCCAGGAUCCGGAGCGUCACGCUCAAGGGGAAGCCGCGGUUCUCCGACUUCAAUCUCGUCCCCGACAACUGGGGCGCCGACGUCCACUCCUGGCUCCUGGUCUUCGCCUCCGGGUCUCCGUUCCUCGAGGAGCUGAGGCUGAAGAGAAUGAGGGUUACCGAUGGGAGCUUGGAGUUCUUGGCGCUCAACUUUCCUAAUUUCAGAGCUCUGUCUCUCUUGAGCUGCGACGGAUUCAGCACCAGCGGACUCGCCACCGUCGCUACUCAUUGCAAGAAUCUGAUUGAGCUGGAUAUACAAGAGAACGGGAUAGAGGACUUGAGUGGGGAAUGGCUGAGCUGCUUUCCUGAUAACUUCAGCACAUUGGAAGUUCUGAACUUCUCCAACCUGAUCACCGAUGUCAACACCGAGGUGCUCGAGAGGCUCGUGAGCAGGUGUAGAUCAUUAAAGGUUUUGAAACUGAACAGGAGUAGCUCCUUAGAUUGCCUGCACAGGUUGCUCACUUCUGCGCCUCAGUUGACUGAACUGGGCGUUGGUUCUUUCUCCCAAGAGCUCACUCCGCAGCAGCAUGCGGAGCUCAAACAUGCUUUCGGUUUCUGCAAGAAUCUAACUGUUCUUUCUGGGUUUUGGGAUGCAACGGCACUGAAUCUAUCCGCUGUUUACCCUGCUUGCUCUGGGCUGAGUUUUUUGAACUUAAGCUACACCGCUUUGCAGAGUCAGGAGCUUGCUAGUCUUCUUCCUCACUGCCCAUGUCUUCGUCGCCUUUGGGUACUGGACUCAGUGGGAGACAGAGGUCUUGAAGCAGUGGGAGCCAACUGCCCAUCACUCGAAGAAAUCCGCGUGUUCCCAACUGAUCCUUUCGAUGAGGACAUGCUCCAUACGGUCACUGAGUCAGGCAUAGUUGCGGUCUCCCAGGGCUGCCCCAAGCUCCACUACAUCCUCUACUUCUGCCGCCAAAUGACAAACGCAGCAGUGGCCACCGUGGUCCGCAACUGCCCAGACUUCACCCAUUUCCGCCUCUGCAUCAUGAACCCAGGCCAACCAGACCACACCACAAACCAACCAAUGGACGAGGCCUUCGGCGCUGUCGUAAAAACCUGCAAGAAGCUAAAGCGACUCUCCAUCUCGGGUCUCCUCACCGAUCUCACAUUCAAGUACAUAGGCGAGUACGCCAAGAACUUGGAGGCUUUAUCAGUGGCCUUUGCCGGAAGCAGCGAUCUCGGGAUGCAGUAUGUUAUGGAGGGUUGUUCGAAGUUGAAGAAGUUGGAGAUUAGGGACUGUCCUUUUGGGAAUGCAGCAUUGCUUUCCGGUUUGGAGAGGUACGAGUCAAUGAGGUCGCUUUGGAUGUCGGCUUGUAAUGUGACGGUUGAUGGUUGUAAGGCUUUGGCCAGACAGAUGCCAAGGUUGAACGUUGAAGUGAUGAAGGAAGAAGGGAGUGAUGAUUGUAAGGCGGAUAAGGUUUAUGUUUAUCGGACAGUUGCUGGGCCAAGACGAGAUGCUCCUCCCUCCGUGCUCACCUUCUCUAGUCUUUGAAAAUCAUCAAGCGAGGAUGCUUCACCAAGCUUUGCUCCGAGGAAUGGUUUUGAAAGGCCUCGAAGACAGCAUUUGGCAAGUAUUUGCUUAAUCUUGUCAAUCUGCUGGGAGGGUGUUGUUCCAUGAAGUCAUGAAGCUACAAACAGCUACAGGAAAGGGCUGAAAUCCACUCCCAUCCAUUCGUGGAGCUUCUUGUAAGAACACUCUUCCAGUAGUGAAAUCCAGAAGAAGAGAAGAAACUCAAGAGUUAGCAUCAGAACAUAUCAACUAGUUCAUCAACACGGGAUGACUGCGAACAAGCCAGCCAAGAUUCCAUUGCAGGUUACUAUAAAAGAAGACCCGAUCCUCAUCAUCGUGCGAGUGUCGCCGAAAAUACAGGCCAUGACUAUUAUCUACAUUUAUCUUCCUAAGUUGAUGGGAAUUUGGAGAAAGGGGAUACUGCAUACACAGAACCAGACAGGAUACAGGCAUUGUUUCUGGUGGUCAGCCGCAUUAGCUUUGCGUUGGCUGAAGGAGAGGGAGUGGCUGUUUUGUUGGUCCAAAGUUGGUGAGGAUGCAUGCUUUUGUUCUGGCAUUAUUUGCUUUCAUGUCUGUCCUUGUUUUUGCCGGAUUGGACUUGAACAGGAAUAUGGCUUUUUUAAGUGGUCGUUUGGCAAGCUUUAAUUUAGAAUACAUCAUGUGUUUUUUGUAAUUGGGAUUUGUUAAAACUUAGAAUUGAUGCAAAUGUUAGAAUACAGUGUUUUGGUCUGUAGCAAAUUAGCAAUUGUGAUAUGGGUUUUCACAUAAUUGGAUCAGUUACAUGAGAUCACUAGAACAACAUGAUGAUUUCCGAAAUAAUGUAUAUUGAAUGUCAGGAAUUGGGGAUGAAUACAUGA